Molecule: messenger RNA, 796 nt
Organism: Setaria italica (foxtail millet)
Lineage: Eukaryota; Viridiplantae; Streptophyta; Magnoliopsida; Poales; Poaceae
Exons: 1
Coding region: 71-460 (129 amino acids)
Source: RefSeq, a predicted model, not a curated record
CCUAGUAGCCAGGAAGCCGAUAGGUGACUGACCAUCCUGACCAGAGAGAAACCGAUUCGGUAGUUGCGCGAUGGCAGCUACCAGCUUACCCCUGGCCGCCGUCCUCUUCCUCCUCCUCGCCGCAUCCGCCGGGCCGGCCACUGCCAGCGGCCAGCACAGCGGUGCCAGGAUGGUCAUCAUCCGCCGCGGCGCCGGGCUAAGGGCCGGUGGCGGCAGCGUCGCGGCCGGUGCUCGUGCUAACGACAAGCGGCGCUACGACCAGCUCCUGGAGGACGAGGUGGCACCGGAGCCGGAGUUGCGCGGCCUGAUGAGGCUGGGGGCGGGCGACGGCGGCGGCAGCAUCGGUUACGGUGCCCUCAAGAAGGACAGGCCGGGAUGCCAGAGCGGCAACCAGUGCGCCGCCCAGGGAGGAGGGUCCUACACCCGGGGUUGCACGUACAAGGACCACUGCCCCCACUGACGACCGCCCGGCCGGCGUCGCCGCCGUCGGCCCAUCCGGCCUGGAGGUGAUGUGUUACGAAUAAACGAAGUGUUCAGUCUCCUGCACGUACAUGGAUGUUAUGCGUUUGGUUGUACUCUCUCCGUUCCCUCGGCGAUCCGGUGUGUUAUGCGUUUGGUUGUACUCUCUCCGUUCCAAAUUACAGUCUCUCCGUUCCAAAUUACAUGUCGUUUUAGCUUUUAGAUGCAUCUAGAUAUAGCGUAUGUCUAAGUGCAUAAUAAUAUUUAUGAAUCUAGAAAAGUCAAAAUAACCUACAAUUUGGAAUGGAUGGAAUAUGUAUUAUUUAAUUUUUGUAUG